Messenger RNA from Schistocerca gregaria, 6179 nucleotides. Its product is annotated as probable cytochrome P450 6a13. The transcript is spliced from 9 exons. The coding region runs from base 1 to 1854 and encodes 617 amino acids. The record is from RefSeq and is a predicted model, not a curated record. NCBI's taxonomy places the organism in Eukaryota, Metazoa, Arthropoda, Insecta, Orthoptera, Acrididae. Gene Ontology annotation, molecular function: oxidoreductase activity, acting on paired donors, with incorporation or reduction of molecular oxygen; heme binding; iron ion binding.
AUGGAUCGCGAGGCUGCUAUUAACCGGCCGUUGCGCGCCAAUUACAGGCUCCGGAAGCGGGGCCCGGGCCUGCGGUGCGGUGCGGCCGUGUGGCCGCGAGGAGAGCCACGGAGACUGGCGGCGGGAGCGACCGGGUCAUGGCUGGCACAUAUCGCCGUAAUUCCGCCACCGUCCCUAACAAUAAUUGGGAACAAUUGGCAGCGAUCCGGAGCCCAGCCUGACCCUGGGACCCCGCUUCCGACGGCAAUCCGUCCGCCGUUGGUCGCCACUCGCCGCCGACACUCACACCGCGCCAUCCGCCGCAGCGCGCCGGCAGUGCCUGCGUGGGCUAUGGGAUCUCUUUUGGAAAUAUUUCCACUAUGGAGAUUGGAUUGCUUACUAUUUUUAGUGGCAACAGUAGGGGUGCUCUACGCUUAUAUGAUGUGGAAAUACAGGCACUGGCAACUACAAGAUGUACCUUUUGUGAAACCAGUAUUAUUCUUUGGAAAUAUUGGUGAUUAUAUCACAAGAAAGAAAGCCCUUAGCUCUGUGUAUCAAGAUUUGUACAUGAAGCUGGAAGACCAUCGAUAUGGUGGUUUUUACAAGUGUCAUCAACCGGCAAUUUUAUUGCGAGAUCUGGAGCUAAUAAAGACAGUUCUAGUUAAGGAAUUCCACAAUUUUAGUGACAAUGAAUUCCAAGUGAGUGAAGAAGUUGACCCAGUAGUUGGAAAAAUUCCAUCUGCACAGCAUGAGGAAAGAUGGAAAGUCACAAGAAAUCUUUUAACUCCAGCAAUGACAGUAGCAAAAAUUCGACCAAUAUUCCCUCUGAUGAUGGAGGUUACCAAGGAGGCCUUGGUAUACUUAGAAAAAUUGCCAGAAGCCAGGAGUCAAGAUGGUGUGGAUAUUAAGCAGUUUUCACUUCAGUUUGCAACAGAUAUCAUUGCUUCAAGUGUCUUUGGUCUUAAAGGAAAUGCUUUCAGAGACCCAGAGGCUGAUUUUUGGAAUAUGGCACAAAACAUAGUAGUACCAAAUUUAUGGAAAGACCUGAAGCAUUUUGUAGUUGUUAAAGCACCAAAGCUUGCUGAAAUUCUCGGAUUCAGGAUAGUUGAUGCUGAAGUGUCAGACUUCUUUUAUAGAGCAGUGAAACAUGUUGUUUCCUAUCGGGAUGAGAACAAUUUCAAGAGGAUGGAUUUCAUGCAAAUGAUGAUGCAGAUACAUAAAACAGACUCAGAUGAGAGCACAGGUUACUCCUUAGAAGACAUCGCAGCGCACGGGACGAUGUUCUUCACGGAGGGGUGCGACCCGUGCGCGACUGCGCUGGCCUUCACGCUGUUCGAGCUGGCGCACAACGCGGACGUGCAGGAGCAGCUGCGGGAGGAGGUGGUGGCCGCCGCUGGGGCGGAGCUCACGUACGAGAAGCUGCAGGAGAUGGAGCUGCUAGGCCGCGUCGUCUCCGAGAGCCUGCGCAAGCACCCUCCGGUGCCCGCGCUGACGCGGGUGAGCGCCGCCGGCGCCACGUUGGGCGGCCGGCCGCUGCAGGCGGACACCCCCGUCGUGGUGCCCAUCCUGGCGCUGCACCGCGACCCCGGACUCUACCCGGACCCCGAGCUCUUCGACCCGCGCCGCUUCGCCGAACCCGCCGUCGCCGCCCGCCACAGGUUCGCCUACCUGCCGUUCGGCGAGGGACCGCGCGUCUGUCUGGGGAUGCGGUUCGCGCUCUCGCUGGUGAAAGUUGCGGUGGCGGGUGUGGUCCGCCGGUUCGAGCUGCGGCCAUGCCCACACACAGUGCUGCCGGUGGCGCUCAGCCCCCACCACCACACACUCACUGCUGCCCACGGGCUCCGCAUCACCAUCCUGCCCAGGCACGACACGUGACUACUAUUUGCUGUACUGCAGCACAGUGUCGGCACCUUACAUCACCUCCUGCUUAUGGAUGCAGACGAUACUGCCCAAAGUGAUGGCAGCUUGGUUUGCAGUUGGACUGUGGUGGACAUCUAGAUCGCUACACAGUUAUAACUGCGCCCAGACUGCCUCUCGAUACUCUUCAUAGCCACAGCAAGUGAUUAGAUGCCAUUGUUCCAGUUCAUUGUGGUGACACUCAUCAACGCUUUUGUCUGCUGCUGCACAUGGACUUGAAAAGUUGUCACAACGUAUCUCACCAUGUUAACUAGCUCAUGCUGCGUUAUUCGUGAGUGAUCUGCAACACCGCACAAAGUUGUUUAUUGGCUUCUUAUGCAGUCAUAAAAGUAUAUAUACGUUCCUAACCUCGCCUAUAGCUUAUAGAGAUUGUCUAAAGAAGGAAAAAGUUACCAUAUACAGAGUGCUUGAAAAGAAAAGUGUCACAUGCUGUUACAGGAAGUGCUAUUGAUCAGAACUAGGAAAAAAGUUCCCAUAAUUAUAUGCUCAUAAACCAACACCUGUUGUGAUAUGGGCCAGUCUCUCCUCUCACUCCCAUCUGUCUGUUACACAGAAGCAGAUGCUGUGGCCAUCAGCAUGUGGCUACUAUGCAUCCUGUCACAUCCUUCAGCACUUAUUCGCAAUGAAUCAUGCAAUAUUUAAAAAACACUGGACUGGAUUUCUGACUACAGGCACAUUUAAAGGCAUCGCAGUAUGCUGAACCAUUCAACAAUAUGCGUGUGAUACAGGAGCAUGUGAUCAAGGCAUAUGACAAAAUCAUGAGUAUUUGAACAAGUGCAUGAAUUGUUGUAAGUAAUUACUGAAGGGUGUGUCAGACAGAUGGGAGUGAGACGACAUACUGGUCAGUAUCUCAACAGGCAUUGGUUUCUUGACAUAUCAUUAUGGGAACUUUUCUUCUAGUUUUGAUCAACACUACAUUAUGUUGAAAUAUGUUUCACUUUUUUAAUACCCUGUUUACAAGUGGACAAAACGAGUGAAACAAGCUGAAGUUAUUAUAAAAGCAAGUGUUUACUUUAGACAUGACUGAUUGUGAUUCAAAUCAACAGUUGCAGAAUAAUGUAACUCUAUUACUGGUGAAUAAGAGUAAUCUUGUUUCAGCAUCUGAUGUUACUGUAAGAUAUUAUUUUGGUCAAAAUUUAUGUCAGAUAUGUAUGUAUGAGUAUUACCCAACACAUCACUUCUAUCUUGGUCCUCAAUUCAUUGGUACCGUUUCGUGCUGGGUAGUGUUAAGGCUAGGUGACAAUGGAAACAGUAAUUCCAAGGAAGAUGGGAGGCGCUGUAUCCGCCACAUAGUGGAAAAGGAUUUACUGUACCACAGAAGAGGCGGCUAGGCACCGCUGUGUUGAAAUGUACGCUUAGAGCUGUGCUCGUCAACUUCCGAGACUUAAGAGACCACAACUACAUUGGAGCCAUAUUUCUGUCAAUCCUAUUCAAUGUCGAACGAAGAUCGAAUGACGUCAGAAGGAAGAAAAAGACACCCAGACUGAAAUGUAACUGCCUACACAGGAAGCAGAAACCCUACACAGCAACGUCUGAUGACGUCUAGUAUCAGACCGACGAGUUCCGCGACCAGAAAUGUUUGUUUCCAGUCAGAUCUCGGAGCCCAACAGCACAUAAUGAUGGUAGAUACUAUUCCAGCUCAUACACAGUUACUUAUUAACAGUCCUUUAUUAAUAAUACCAAUAAUUGGGUGAAAAUAUAGCCGAGUUACUAUAGCAUGAAUUGUUAUUUCCUUUAAAGUAAGAGCUGUAUAGGCAUUUCUCUCUAACAGAAAUAAGUUUCUAAAUCUUAUACUACUCUUAAAUAUUAAGAGAAGUAACAAUUAAUUUUCACUGAGUGUAAUAUCUGAUUUCUUCAAAAACAAUUAUUGUUGUCCUUGUACAUAUAAGAUGAAUCACAGUUAAUAGUGACACCUGACACUGUGAAAGUAUAUGACAAGAGAGACGAAUGCCUUCCAAUAAACACAGGUCUGUAAGAAGUUAUUUAGGAGAUUUCCCAAUGAUUUCGCCUGUGUGUAGGUUUGACACAUGUGUGGAACACAACUUCUCCUCCAGUCUCUGUGAGUGCCUCGUCCUCCCUUCGUUUGUCCAAUUCAUCUUACCACCUCUAUCUAUCUCUUUCUUCCCAUUCUCUCUGUUUCCUGAUCUCCUUCUCCCCCUCUGUCAAUUUCCUCCAUCUCCUCUCACUGACCAUAUACGUCUGCCCAUUCCUUUCCAUCUCUGCCUUCCUUUCCACAUGCCCACUGCCCUUCUGCUAGUACCAUCUGCCUACUGACCUUCUACCUGCAUCAUGCAUCUUUUCCUCCUCCUCUCUCUCGCCCUGUCCAUUUCCUCCUCCCCUCACUCUGCCCAUCCCCUCCUCUGCCCAUCUCUACUGGUCUCCAGCUAUGCUUAGCACAAUAAAGCUGGUCAGCACUACUAACACAACACGCUUGUCAUGCAGGCAUGGUUACACACCAGGUGCUUGAAAAUCGUUUAUUUGCUCCUGAGACACAGGCCACCAAGAAGAGCAACUCAAUAAAGCAGGCCAACACUACACGCCUGUCAUGCAGAGCAGUAUACAUGUUGGGGCCUGAAAAAGCAUUUCAUGUCACUUGCAAACCAUGUUAAUUUGGUAGGCCAAUACUCUUCCCACACAACAUGCUUGUCUUGCAGGGCAGCCUAUACCCCAGUCGCUGGAGAAACAGCUUUUACUCAUAUCUCCACCCCUAUUGGAACCAAAGAUUGUAAGCUCAUAGCACUGAUACUUGUGAGGCCUGCUGUUUCUGUGCCACAUUUUGAUGAAAUUGAUCCACAGGUUUGCGAGGAGGUACCGACAUAUAUAUAUAUCAUAUAUAUGUAUGUACCCUGAUUUAUACUCUUUAUAACAGAUUAUGACUGUGUGUUUAUGAGCUGCCAUUAACGUUGGUGUAAGAUGUUGUCCUAGUUAGCAGAAUUGUAUCUGAAACGUAAUUUUUCCGAUUAAGUAGCUGUUUAACUGGGCUCAAAAUUCACGUAUUUGCCUGCCUUUCCCUGUGCGACAUUGGGGAAUGUGGUACAUACAUGAUGGGGCACAGGCAUAUUUUGUUACUGUUAUAAGAUGGCAUCUAACAUGCAACCAGAGUCAGAGACGGAUGUAUCAAAUAAAACUUGUCCUUUGGUCUCCAAGGUCAUCUGACCUGAAUCUUUUGGAUUUUUCUGUAUGGGUUUUCUCAAAAGUGAAGUGUACAGAACUCCCACUGAUAGAGCUGUGGAACUGGAACAGCGAAUUUUACAAUGGUGUUAAGAGUUAUGAAACGAUCUGAGUAUGUUUUAAAGAUUUUUCUGCUCGCAACAGAGACGAGUGAAGUAUUGCUUCCAAAUGUGAGGACGACAUGUGGAAUACAUUUUUUAACAGGCACAAAUGAACAGUAAAUUGUGCCAAGUAGUGUUGUAUUCAUUGUUAAGGUAGCACUAGAGCGGAAAGUGCAGCCAAUUAGAUGGGGAUUUCAGCGAGAAAUUAAAUUUAUUAUAAGUUUGUACUAUUAGGACAAUAUUUCAAAGUGGCAGCUUGUAACAACACAUUCUCAAUGAACUUGCAAAACGGCUCAUUUACUCGAACUUUUUUGCUUCUGCGAAAAUUGUCGUAUACUUUCACCCAUGUCAGCUUUCGCUACUAAUUGUUGUUUCCUCUAUAUAAACUUUUGCACUCUGACUCCUUUGGCGCACCUUUCAGUUUGGCGCCUCAAGCAGCCACUUGUUUUGCUUGGCCCUUAAACCUGCCCUAAUCGGUCAUAUUAUUUGUUAAUUAAUUAGUUAGUUUCAUGUUCCAUGGAUUGUUUGCACGAUAAAUCAUAAUGAUGUAGAACAAGUCAUUUUACAUUGAAAUUGCAAAUUAAUUUGUAAAUAUGGCUACAUGCUGAAUAUUUAUAAUUUUUUUAGAUAUACUGAUGUGAGUUAGCAAUUCCUAUCCAAAACCUUUUGUACAUUACAAUAACACAAAUUAUUCUACGAAAUAGAAGGCGUUGUCGAGAGAAAACUUUUUCAGUUUGUUUUCAAUUUUUAUUUUGCUGUCUGAAAGACAUUCUAUAUCACUGGGUUAGCUAACAAAUAUUUUAGUUACAGCAUUGUGUACCAUUUAUGUGCUACAGACAACCUUCAGAAAUGUGGUAAUGAAUGCGUUUUACUUUCUGGUAUUGUAAUUAUAUACAUUAUUGUCCCUUUUGAACUACAGUGGAUUAUUUACAACAAACUUCAUGAGGGAGUAAACGUAUUGUGAAGCAGUAGUCAGAAUGCCCCACCCCUUAAACAGGUGUCUACAAGAUU